Molecule: messenger RNA, 1567 nt
Organism: Caenorhabditis sp. 36 PRJEB53466
Lineage: Eukaryota; Metazoa; Nematoda; Chromadorea; Rhabditida; Rhabditidae
Source: the annotation of a GenBank genome assembly
AUGAAGAAAGUGGCCAAAUUGAACACAUGCGCCUAUGUCUACGAGAAACUGUUCGUACAGGUUAGGAGGCUUCCCAGUGUAAAUGGUGGAAAAUGACGUUCAUAGUUUCAGGGAGAAGAAUCGGACAUAACGAUUGUGGCAUGCGGGAAAGAAUGGAAGGUUCACAAGCUCUAUCUGAAGCAGGCCAAGUUUUUCGAAGUGAGUUCCCAAGUUUACUUUCAAAAUCGAUUCAAAACUUGCAGUCAAUGUUCGAUCGCGAAUGGGCGGAAUCAAAAAGCGGCAGAGUUAAACUGAAAAUAACUGACUCGAACAUUAACGCAGAGGGACUGAAUGCCGUCCUCGGGAGUCUUUAUCACAACGAAAUAGAGAUAGAUCUGGAGAAAAUCGAGGGGACCGUCGCCGCCGCUUCAUAUCUUAUGCUCGAAAGUGUCACGGAUCGGUGCGCGGAAAUGAUGAUUGACGCUUUGAGUACGGACAACGCGAUCCGAUAUUAUGAGCUUUCUACCAAUUACGGAUUAGACAGUGUUCGUGAGCAGUCUAUGCAGCUGCUGCUCCACAAUUUCUGGAAGAUUAUGACCGAUAAAAACAAGCUUCGCGAGAUCGACCAUCAGAUGCUCACGAAGUUACUCACUUCACCAGAUGUUCUUAUCACUGAAGGCGAAUUCGAUCUCUAUAAAAUUGUGAAACUGGUAAGUGUUUUUACGUACUGGACAUUUAAGAAAUCUUGAUUUUAGUGGAUCUUCAUGCGAGAAUGCCCAGACUGUGAUACCGAUGAGCAACACGAGGUUUUCGCGCACAAUUUAAAACAGUUCUACAAAAAUGCUGAACCGAACUCGAUAUUUUUGAAAUACGUUGAAAUAUUUUCGUGUCUCCGGAUAGAAAAUUUUCUCACUUGUUCCGAAACUAUAAAAGCAGUCAAAUCGGAUCGCUUGAUUCCAACUCAGAUCAUCGACGAAAUGACUUCAUCGCUGUGGUCAGCGCUUCUCGAAAACGAGGAAUCUCCAAAGUGAGAAACAUAUUUGUGCAAUUUUCUAAUUGAUGUUUAAGGGCACUGGAAGUUGACGAUGACGAGUUCUUCAACAAGUGCAUCCGGUUGGGAAGGACGCUCGAUACGUACCCGGUAUUAAUCAGAUUGUUCAGCGAUUCACAUAAUCAGCUUUAUUUCAGAAGUGCUGGCGUUGGAUAGGCUUCAAUUUCGGAGUGGAUCUUCUUCUGCACGUCAACGAAUACACUUUGUGUAUCAAGAGGAAUUGUCUCAACCAAAAGGCUCCGUACUCGGUGAAUCUGCGCUCGAAGCAUGUUCUGCACUACAGGCAAUUGUGCUAGUCUUGAUUUAAUUGAAAAGUAACUGUUCAGGAUUGUGAUUUGUGAUUCCACCGGCACUAUCAUAUUCGACAGCGGAAAGACGACGUGGGAGAUGCGACCGGAUGAAGUGAAGACGAUUUACCGUCUGCCGGAGGACUCGACUAUUCCGCUUUCAGUCCACUUUCAAUAUCUCAUUCACUCUCCGGUCAGCAGUUCCCAGUUUGUACAGAAGUUCCUUGAGGAGCAAGUGAAGUCGGAAUAA